AUGACCAUAUCGGCGGACCAGCUUCGCGCGCUCCAGAUCGUCGAGCGAACUGCGUCGUCGCUGUCGGUCGUGGGCAUCGCGACGAUUAUAAUCACCUUCUUCUCCUCCCGAUACUUCCGCAACCCCAUCGACCGGCUGAUCCUGAUCAAUGCCUUUUACAACGCCUUCGACGUCACAGCCACGAUGAUCUCGCUGAGCGGGCCGGCAGCAGGCAACGGCUCGGCCCUGUGCCAGUUCCAGGGAUUCCUGAUGCAAAUGUUCCCGCUGGCCGACGUGCUGUGGACGCUGGCCAUGGCCAUCGAUGUCUUUUUGAUUGUAUAUUACCAGUACGAUGCCAACGCUCUGCGGCGACUGGAAAUUAAGUACAUUGGCGCCAUCACAGCAAUCACCUUUACGCCCGCGUUUGUGUUUCUCUUUAUCCACACCGCCGAGAAGGGGCACUUGUACGGUAGUGUGACGUUGUGGUGUGCCAUUGCGCCAAAAUGGGUAAUGUUCCGCAUCAUAUUUUAUUAUGCGCCAAUAUGGAUCAUCAUAGGUAUCGUCUUCAUCCUCUAUUGCAUGGUCGGCUGGAAGAUUGUCAAAGGCAAACGGGCCCUCCGGUCUAUCGAGAGCGACAUCAUCCCGCUCGACCUCCAACAAACGGUCGAGAAGGACGACGACGACAACACCACCGAGAGCACUCAGAACACCAAGAGCACGGAGGGCGCAGAGGGCACUGCCAGAAACGCCAUUGGCCUCGCCGUGUCGUCGUCCACGCGAACCCUAGGCCCACACACGAGCAUGCACGGCGGCAUGGCUGCCUCGGCACCAACGACCAAAGGACACACCGUCAAGGCGUGGUCCCGCGACGGCACCGAGUCCAUAUCGCCGCUGCGGCCAGUCGACGAUUUUGGCAGCAGCCCAGACCAGUCGGGCAGCGCCAGUUUCAGCAUGAGCCCGAGCCUCAGCAGCCACAAGUGGCAGGCCAACCGGUCGGCCCUGUCGCUGCGGCAGUACCUGCUGAUGCCCGUCAUGUUCUUUGUGGUGCUCAUGGCCAUCUGGGUCGCGCCCACGACGAACCGCCUGCUGUCGUUUGUGGAGCCCUCGUUUGUGUCGUUCCCGCUGUACAUUGCCGUCGGCGCAACAGGGUCGCUGCGCGGGUUCUGGAACGGCUGCGUGUUCUUGGCCGUGGGGUUACGGUCGCGGCAGAGCCAGCGCCGGCUCGAGGCCGUGCGGCCAGGGCAUUAUAGAUGA
This is a messenger RNA of Sporothrix brasiliensis 5110, 1233 nucleotides long. RefSeq names its product cAMP receptor (Car4). Gene Ontology annotation, molecular function: G protein-coupled receptor activity. Lineage: Eukaryota; Fungi; Ascomycota; Sordariomycetes; Ophiostomatales; Ophiostomataceae. Gene Ontology annotation, biological process: adenylate cyclase-activating G protein-coupled receptor signaling pathway. Gene Ontology annotation, cellular component: plasma membrane. The transcript has 3 exons. The coding region runs from base 1 to 1233 and encodes 410 amino acids. The record is from RefSeq and is a predicted model, not a curated record.